This is a messenger RNA of Babjeviella inositovora NRRL Y-12698, 390 nucleotides long. RefSeq lists its product as uncharacterized. Lineage: Eukaryota; Fungi; Ascomycota; Pichiomycetes; Serinales. The coding region runs from base 173 to 334 and encodes 53 amino acids. The transcript has a single exon. The record is from RefSeq and is a predicted model, not a curated record.
GUGAGAAGGCAGACACUAGCUCUAAUCUGAAAAGCCGAAAACCAAACCUAGCCUCAGAUACUACAGCGAGCUACAUAGCUGAAGGUACAGGUUACUACGCUCGUACAUGUUCCGAUAGUGCAGUGGGGUUAUUGCCAUACUUGAGCGAGCCAGUGACCAGGCACAUCACACAAUGGGAUAUGUCUUAAAACAAAGACGUGCCACUGGUCAGAAGCAGUGCCGCUUUGGGAAACCACCUGACACGAAGGCCUAUAAACUUUCAGGCACUAUUAUUUCUGGGCCUGGCUCGGUUUGGAUUUGGAAUUUUACGCCAGUUGCAACUUACAUCACCUGACAAGCGACUGGUAUCCUCUACAUGGACCCUUAUACCCUAAAGCCAUAUACUGGUGG